AUGAUAGAGGCAUGCAGGACCACCAAGCAUGAUCAACAGGACUUUUUGGCUGGGUCACCGAGUGCACCUUCACACCAGUUUAGUAUGAGCACCGGUCUCCACCAGAUUGCUGAGAGGAAUCUCUUGCUCGACUUAACGACGCCACAGCUCGACCUACCACGACAGCUUCUCUCACCGCAGCUGCAGUCGGGCUUCUGUUUCUCGCUAAUUCCAC
Messenger RNA from Amoebophrya sp. A25, 214 nucleotides. Lineage: Eukaryota; Dinophyceae; Syndiniales; Amoebophryaceae. The record is from the annotation of a GenBank genome assembly.